Messenger RNA from Helianthus annuus (common sunflower), 1788 nucleotides. RefSeq names its product probable pectate lyase 8. Bases 137 to 1489 code for a protein of 450 amino acids. Gene Ontology annotation, molecular function: pectate lyase activity. The record is from RefSeq and is a predicted model, not a curated record. Lineage: Eukaryota; Viridiplantae; Streptophyta; Magnoliopsida; Asterales; Asteraceae. The transcript has 7 exons.
AACUCUAUAAAUAAAGCGGUUACAUUGCAGCUGCCGUUCUAACUUCCUCUGACCACCAAACUGAAACACACACAAACACACACACAGUGUGUGUAAACAUUCAUCUUCAGUAGUGAAGGAGGAGGUUGAAACUUGAAUGUGUGCAAUGCCGAUGGAUGUACCGAAGAAACCGUUCGCCAUUUGUUCAUUUCUGUUUCUAAUGCUGUUAAUUGCUACCGCUGUGCACAUAGAAAAUGAUUCAAACCUUAGGACUGCGGAAACAGAGAAGUUGCAGAACCAGAGCUUCUACGACUCAUCAAUGGCGGCAAGAAUAAAGGAGAUUGAAGCUUUGAAUGAUAAUGCAGUUCAAGAUCCAGAAGAGGUUGUCUCUCAUGUUGAAAUGACCAUGAGAAACAACACCGAGAGAAGGAAACUAGGAUACUUCUCAUGUGGGACGGGUAACCCUAUUGACGACUGCUGGCGUUGCGACCCAAACUGGCACCACAACCGCAAGCGCCUAGCAGACUGCGGCAUUGGGUUCGGACGAAACGCAAUCGGAGGCCGCGAAGGUCGUUUCUAUGUGGUCACCGACCACCGAGACGAUGACCCAGUCAACCCACGGCCCGGGACCCUACGCCACGCCGUCAUACAAACCGCCCCCCUCUGGAUCGUGUUCAAACGCGACAUGGUGAUACAACUAAAGCAAGAACUUAUUAUGAACAGCUUUAAAACCAUCGAUGCGCGCGGAGUGAAUGUGCACAUAGCUAAUGGAGCUUGUUUAACUCUUCAGUUUAUUACUAAUGUUAUUAUUCAUGGGUUGCAUAUUCAUGAUUGUAAACCAACUGGUAAUGCCUUAGUUAGAAGCUCUCCUUCACAUUAUGGUUGGAGAACAAGGGCUGAUGGUGAUGCUAUUUCCAUUUUUGGAUCUAGUCAUAUUUGGAUUGAUCAUAACUCUCUUUCUAAUUGUGCUGAUGGGCUUGUUGAUGCUGUUAUGGGCUCCACUGCCAUCACUAUUUCCAAUAAUCAUUUUGCUCACCACAAUGAGGUGAUGUUGUUGGGGCAUAGUGAUUCUUAUUAUAGAGACAAGAUGAUGCAAGUGACUAUAGCAUAUAACCAUUUUGGUAAAGGUUUAAUUCAGAGAAUGCCAAGGUGUAGACAUGGGUAUUUCCAUGUGGUUAACAAUGACUACACUCACUGGGAGAUGUAUGCUAUUGGUGGAAGUGCAAGCCCCACCAUCAACAGCCAAGGCAACAGAUAUCUUGCACCUAAUAAUCCUUUCGCAAAAGAGGUUACAAAAAGGGUUGAUACUGAUAUACAUAAAUGGCAUGGGUGGAACUGGAGAUCAGAAGGUGAUCUACUUCUUAACGGUGCGUAUUUCACUCCAUCCGGGGGAGGUGCAUCUGCAAGCUACGCUAAAGCGUCAAGUUUAGGGGCCAAAUCAUCUAGCAUGGUUGCCGCCAUAACCGCCAACGCUGGUGUUCUCAAAUGUCGUAGGGGUCACCAAUGCUAGCAUCACCACGUUGUUUUUCUUGGUCAGCGUUGUUUUUUUCACACUCCGUUCAUCACCACGUUGUUGUGUGUUGUGUCGUGCAACCUCGGCCAAGUUCGAAGUGUUGUUCACCGCGCUCUACUUUGUGUUUUUAGAUCUAACUAGGUAUAUUUGUUUUCGGUCACAAGAUCUGAUUCUUUUUUCUUUUUAUUUUUUAUGAUUUCGUUCUAAUUUUCAAAGUGUAAUUUCGGUUAUUUGAGUAGAUACGAGUUGUAAUGUUGAAGCUACUUGGGUCAUGAAAUGAAAAGAUUUUUUUUUUU